AUGAAGAAGCUGGGCCACCCGGCCUAUCAGCAGAUCGAGGAGGCCGCCGUCCGAGCGACGGCGGCCCAGCUUCCCGAAGACGCCGUGCCGGCGGAAGUGCUGAAGGUGGUCCGCACCCUCGGCGAAAAGGGAGAAGACGACGGCGACAAGCUCCAGCCGCAGAAGGCAGAUGCAGGGCACGCGGGUGAGGUCUUCGCCCAACAGCGCCUCAGGGCCAUCGUGGCGGAGGGCUGCAGCGAGGACCGGAACGCGGUGGCGAUGGCGGCCCUGAACGACCUGGAGACCCAACUCCACCCCCAAGGCACCGAAAAGAAGAUGGAGACCCUAGAGGUGCGCACGGGCAACCAGCUCAUCGACCAGUUCCAGCCCCUCUACUUCGCCACGGCCUUCUGCUUCUGCUUCAAGCACGCCACCGCCUGCCCAGACGUGCAAUUGAGGAGCAAAGAGCGGAACGGCGCGGCGGCGCGCCAAGACCGUGAGAAGAACCGGAGAGCCCGGAACCCCAAGGCCCCCGCUGUGGAGGUGCAUGCGUGGGCCAGCGCCAUGCAGCGCCGUGCCGAGACCCAGUUCCGACGGGACUGGACCUUCGGCUUCACGCCCUGGAACUACCUCUUCCGGACCAUGGUCAACCUGCAGCAGAACAGCUUCAUGUACACCGUGCCCAACGAGGACAGCAGCGGGCACCGCAGCCUGUCGAACCUGGAGAUCAUGAAAGGGUUGCAGGAGAUCCAGAAGGCCCUCCACAACGGCAAGUACCUGGACGUCAACAACCAGCACAAGGCCGUGAAGGGAGACCUCUCCAAGGUGCUGGACAACUGCGAGGCCCGCUGCCUCAACAUCCCGGGCACGCGCGAGGUGCGCAAGACCAUGCGGCGCCAGACGCACGCCAACAGGAUCUGCUACGGCACCUCGCUCUUCGUCACGUUCUCCCCUUCCGAAAGGGACAACACGCUCAUGCUCCGACUGGCCCGAGCCCGACAGUCGGACCCGGCCCUCCAGAACGACGUAAGCGGCCGCAAGUUCCAGGGCCGCGCCAAGCCCGGGCUGGACGUGGAGUACCACGCGCUGGACCCGGAGGCGCUCCUGGCGGAGCUCCCGGCCUACGACGAGCGGCGCGCCAUGCUGGCCAAGGACCCGCUGGCGUGCGCCGACGGCUUCCGCGUGCUCGUGCAGCUGGCCAUGCGCCACCUCUUCGGCGUCCGCUGCUGCCCGCAGUGCCCGGACUGCGCCAGCUCGAAGAACCCCUGCGCCGACGCCUUCGGGAGCAACGCCAUGGCCUGCGGGGGCAUCUUCGGGCGCGUGGACGCGGUGUACGGGUCCAUCGAGUGCCAGAAAAGCGGCGCCCUGCACGUGCACUUCCAGGCCGGACCGCGUUGCAUCCCAAAUGCACGAGCAAAAAACACAUGCGAGCCAAACCGAACCAUGAGGCAUAGCCGGAAGCGCCAAGUUCAGUAG
Molecule: messenger RNA, 1455 nt
Organism: Symbiodinium natans
Lineage: Eukaryota; Dinophyceae; Suessiales; Symbiodiniaceae
Source: the annotation of a GenBank genome assembly